This is a messenger RNA of Dermacentor silvarum, 3446 nucleotides long. RefSeq lists its product as uncharacterized. The coding region runs from base 110 to 1888 and encodes 592 amino acids. The transcript has 4 exons. Lineage: Eukaryota; Metazoa; Arthropoda; Arachnida; Ixodida; Ixodidae. The record is from RefSeq and is a predicted model, not a curated record.
UCACCUCCUCCGAAAACCGUCUCCCAAAAGUUGGUUCUUUAUUCUAUGGUCUCCCAGUCGGUGUGUUGGUUUCGGUGAGGCGAGUUUAGCCGUGGGCGUGUCCGCUCCGAUGGACGAAGCUUCGACUUCGUCUUCUCCGUCGAUCGGUGCGCGCGGCUUUGGACGUCCACGCAAGUACGCGAACGAGGCCGAGGCGCGUGAUGCGAGAAAUGCUGCCAGAAGGGCUCGUCGACGAAAGGCUGCAGCUGCUCUGCUGAAGGCGCCGUUGUCUCCGAAUUCCCGUCGUGCUCAGCGUUCGGCCGCUAUGAAAGAGAAGCGCCAAAACAAUCCCGACUUGAGAAGGCGUGAAGCCGACCUGAAGAAACAGAAGCGGUCCUCGGAUCCCGAAUUAAGGCGACGUGAGGCCGAGCUGAGGAAACGCAAGCGUAAGGAGGAGGCAUCGGCCAAGAGGGAACGUCGCCGUCUAAAGUUGACAGGAGCCAACAACCGCUUGAAGAAAGCGUUUAUGGACAAACUCUUCGGAAGUGUGUGCAGUGUCUGUGACAGAUUGUGCUUCGCGAACGACUUGAGUGCCGCGAAGGAAUCUGCGUGCGCCUUGCUUGGACAACACUUCCUGGACAGAGACGUGACCGCCGUCCAAUGUUGUUCAGGCAUGGGAUGUACGCCUGCUGUCUCGAUGGGUCACUGCGGGGUCGAGAUGGUUAGCAAGGCAACGACCACAGCCAAACUGAAGGUUGACGCUACAACCCAGUGCGCAGUGCUCAGGAUACCAAAGUCCACCAUGGCAUCCAGAGUAAAGCUCACGAGCACAACGGGCAUGCAAACAGAACGCAUCACGGAGGAAGUGGGAGUCGCUGCGCAGACGGAGCUAACCUCGGUGGGCCUCCAAGCUUUGGAAACGCAGUGUCUCGCGCUCAACGAGGCCCUUUACACUGCCCGCAGCGAAAACGAGCAGCUGCAGCUGUCAAAAGCAGCAUUUCAAGGAUGUGAGGCAAAAGUAAUUUUUUACACAGGAAUGCCGAACUUCACACAGUUAAACAGCUUGUUUGAAGUUCUUGAAUCCCAUGUGUCGCACAAUGUAAAUAAUUCAUUGUCAAAGUUUCAAGAGUUCAUUUUGUUUUUGAUGAAGUUGAAGCUGAAUCUGCACAAUGUUGACUUGGGCUUCAGAUUUGGGGUGUCUGAAGCUACAGUGUGUAGAAUAUUUGAUAAGUGGCUGCACUGUGCAUACUGUCGACUUAAGACCCAAAUUGUGUGGCCAGAUCGAACAGCACUGCGUCGUACAAUGCCACAAGCGUUUUACGAUGCAUUUGGUGAUGAUGUGUCAGUCAUCAUCGAUUGUUUUGAACUAAAGAUAGAGCGGCCAUCGUCAUUCCUGCCAAGAAGUGAAACUUGGUCCCAGUAUAAAGGCAGCAAUACGGCCAAGUUCUUAAUCGGCAUUGCUCCUACAGGUGUUGUCACCUUUAUAUCUGAGGGCUGGGGAGGGAGGACUACCGACAGACACAUCACUGAGCACUGUGGUCUGUUGGACUACUUGCUGCCUGGUGAUGUGGUGCUUGCUGAUCGAGGAUUUAACAUAUCAGAAAGUGUUGGAUUUUACUGCGCAAGGCUCCACAUUCCAGCUUUUACCAGAGGUAAAAAACAGCUUUCAGCUGAAGAGGUAGAAAGCACAAGAAAGUUAGCCAAUGUGCGCAUCCAUGUUGAGAGGGUUAUUGGCCUAAUCAGAAAUAAAUUUGCCAUUCUGAAGUCUACAUUGCCCAUUGACUAUGUUACCUGCCGACCUGGAGACGAAUUAGCACCAAUAGAUAAAAUUGUCACGGUGUGCUGCGCCCUUUCGAAUCUUUGUCCUUCUAUAGUUGCAGAAUUAAAGGACGCUAAUGAGAGUCCUUAAAGGUUUUUACCACAGUGCAUGCAUGCUAUCAGAGCCGUAGUGUUUCGUAUUGUACACUAGCGAGAAUACUGGCACUGCCGCCACCGAGAAAUGAGCAAUGGCAGCUGAACCACCAUGAGAAUUGUGGGUAGCAGAUAAGCUUGCUGUUCUUCUGGCUGUAAACGUUGCUGCGGCUUUGUAAAUUGGUUCUUAGAAAGCAAAUAUGUGUUUGUAUUCAUUACAGGAAGCAAGAAUAUGUCAACAACAAAUCAAAGCAUCAUACCAAAAAGUAAAAUGAAAGCAAAAAAAUUUAGAAACAUGUAUUGCAGGGCAAGGGUUGUCAUCAGUACAUUUUUUGGGAGUAUUUUUUGGGGGAACAAUUGGCACUCCUGUGUUGACUCACCUUGUGCGAAGGCUGCUUCAUUCCUCUUUGUUUUGUAAUUUUUGUCAUGCACUGUGCCAUAGCUCCAUAUAGCUGCUGGUCUUCUGUAGCCUUCUAUGCAAUGACAUGUUUCUUGCUUUUGCUAGAGGUUGCAGCGGAACAAGUAUAACAAAUAGCAUUGCUUGCAUACCUUUUCCUGUGUAAUAAACUGGGCAACUCUAGAUUUUAUUUUGGUUUUACUGUUGCUGCUUAUAGCUGACUUAUAGCUAUGGCUGAAUAGUAUAUCACACCAGGCAAAUAUGCAAGAACAUUGUCUCACAUCCCACAGGGCUCCAUCUUGGUUCCGCUAUUAUUUUUAAUUUAUAUUAAUGAUAUUUUUGCCGGAAUUUCAUCUUCUAUGCGGUUGUUUGCGGAUGACUGUUGUGUACAAAAAUUCAGAACGACUUGUCACUUAUUCAUGACUGGUGUACUAAAUGGAAAAUGAAUUUGAACAUAGCACAGUGUGUACAUCUCUUUUACUAAAAAGAAGAAACCAGUCAAGGUACCAUCUGAACAAUGUACUGUUCAAGCAAGGUGGUACGUAUAAGUAUCUAGGUGUGCUACUGUCAUCUGAAUGCUCGUGAAAACCUCAGGUAGACAUUAUCAUAGCCAAAGAUGGUAAAGCUUCGAAUUUCAUUCAACGAAAGCUGUGAUGUUCGCAUGCGAAUUUAAACGUACGGCAUAUACUACUUGUAACCUUCAUUGCUGCUCUAGAACAAAUACAAAACCUUGCUGCCAGGUUCAUCUUGGGGUGGUACGGAAAGAGAGCUGCACUGCAAUGAAGGCUGAGCUAGGAUGGGAAUCUCUGGCCGCUGCAAUAAACUGAGAUUAAAAUUUUUAUAUUCGAUUGACUAUAAUAAAACUGGAAUUAAUAGGGAAAUUUACCUACGGAAACCUCAUUACAUUUCAAAGCCUACUAAUCAUAGUUGCAAAAUCCUGGAGUACCCUGCCAAUACGAACAUGUGUGCCAACUCAUUUUUUGUUCGAACAAUUAAACAGUGGAAUAAACUGACUGAAAAACAAGUGCAUUGUCUGAACGAAGAUGUAUUUUAUUCCAUGCUGUAACUACCCCUGCUGUAACGCCUUUGGGCGCUGCGGGGUAAUUGAUGAAUAAAUAAAAAAGAAAUUGUGCUUUGUUCUGUAGUGUCACGUUUUCCA